Hydractinia symbiolongicarpus is the source of this 2110-nucleotide messenger RNA. RefSeq lists its product as uncharacterized. The transcript is spliced from 7 exons. The record is from RefSeq and is a predicted model, not a curated record. Lineage: Eukaryota; Metazoa; Cnidaria; Hydrozoa; Anthoathecata; Hydractiniidae. The coding region runs from base 160 to 1848 and encodes 562 amino acids.
AGACAAUUAUUUCCCCGUGACUUUGUAUAAUGCCCGACUGUGUAGGACACCUGGCUAAUGGGGAAGUAACCAGAAAGUGAAAGUAAACUACACCACGGGGAGAAAGGUGAAGAGGAUAACAGGAGAAUAUGGCUAUAUACCCAUAUAAAAACUGAAGAUAUGGUUCACAUUUACCUGCUCAACAUUCUUGGUUUUCUAAUAUUUUUGUGUUUUGUUUGGUUUCUUAAAUCCUCUUCGAAUCAUCAGCAGAAAGAACGUUGUGGUGGAAGAAAUCCUGAGAGGAAAGAAAAUCUAAAUGACGAAUUGGCUGAUUGUUUGAAUAAUGAUACUGAUGAUGCUAAUUGUUCUGAUAAAAAUAAAGAAGAUAAAAUUCUGCAUUCUCACGAAGAAAGUAUUUUUGUCAGAGAAAAAGAUUUUGUUAAAGAUGGCAAUACCUCACCUGUGGAAGAUGUGUCAUUCACUUACCCCAAGGAUAAGAAAGCAAGUUCAGGCCCAUUGAAAAGAAAUGUUCAUCUUCCAUCAAUCAAGAAAGCAAAAUCUUCAACUGAGUUACGAGAGACAGGAAAUUCAUUUUAUCGAAAAGCAUCCGAGCAAGGACUAUGUUUAACUUUGCAAAAGUCACGACUCCAAAAUGCACUUGAUUCCUACUAUGAAGCAGUCACUGUCUGUCAAGAUUGCAUUGAGAAAAGUUCAGGGUAUAAAAACAUUGCAAUUGCUUCAAAAAGACUUGCACAGGUGAUGCUGAAAGAAAACGAUGAUAAACACUUAUACCGAAAGCAAUUCAAAGAAUCUCUGAAAAAUUUUGUUUUGGCCUUAACACAUUCUACAGGCAGAACAAACGAAUGGAAACACUCUUUGAUGGAUUCUUUCAUGAAAACUGUUGAUGAAGUCAUAGAAAAUGUGAAGAUAAAAGAACAGAUGUUUAAACCAAAGGUUGUAACAUUACAAUAUUAUCUUGAUGCUGUAAGCUCAAAUCACAUUGUAUCUGGUCCUUUGAUUGUUGAACUGUUAGAACUGCGAUAUGAAGAGGCGUUGCAUUUAUUUCAUCUGAAAAAUUUUCAUCAAUGCUUGCAAGAGCUUUACGAAUGUAAGCGCUUGUAUCAAGAAGUGCAGCAUAGUGACUUGAAAACAAGCUCAGAAAUUUCCUUAGAUGAAAUAACUAUUUAUAUAAUGAUAUCAGAAUCUGUUAACGCCAGGAUGUCAGGUGACCUAAUGCUUCAGAAUCUGCUUGAACAAGAUGUUCCAUUAAAUGCUACCGUUUUUGAAAGUGUAAUUAUGCAAUUUAAAGAAGCAGUACGGUAUGCAAAGACCUAUGACAUCAUAGCUGAGGCAACCGGAUUAAGUCGAUUAGGGCAUGUGUAUGAUAUUCUUAGUGACAAGGUACGUGCAACAAAGUAUUUCAAGGAAUGUCUUUCUGUUUUGGAAAACUGUGCUGAUAAAGAAAAAUACUUGGAUUCAGAUUGGCACAAGAAUUGUGUCAUUACUCUUCAGAGAUAUCAAGAUAGCAUUAUUGAACAACCGAGUGAAAGAUGGCAGAAAGAAAGGGGGACCUAUCUCACAGAAGUUAUUGACAAUGUCAAAGAUCUUGAGAUGUACAGCAGCAAAUCUCAUGUCAAAUUUUUGAUGCAUUUGUAUAACAAGUAUCCACCGAAAGCGAAGAAUAAUGUCUUUACAUUAUUAAGGGAAAAAGAAAAAAUAAGUGAUGACAUCUUAAAAAAGAUGUAUCGAAAGGCCCGGUUUCACUACAGUCCGGAUAAAGUUGAUGUUUCGAAACAUGGCAAGAGUUGGAAGGUUUUUUGCGAAGAAGUGUCAGUGUUGUUGAAUUCCAGAGUUGAUUCUUUAGAAUAAAAUAUUAUUUUAACUUUUAGUUUGUAAUUAUGUAUCUAGUUUGUUUUUUGUUUUUUGUUCUUGUUUUUAUGUUGUGACAUAACCGUAUAACUGUUGUAAGGAUAUUGAUCCUAUAUUUCAUAUCAUUAUCAUUAAAACCUUGGUUAUUUUUUAAUGAUUUAUGGUUUAAGUUAAAAUGUAUAUAUAUAUAUUUGCAUAGUAAAAUAGUUCAUUGACAAUAAUGUAGUAGAAAUAUUGAAAUUGUAGCAAUAGAACACCAUUA